Messenger RNA from Poecilia latipinna (sailfin molly), 1874 nucleotides. Its product is annotated as E3 ubiquitin-protein ligase znrf1. The record is from RefSeq and is a predicted model, not a curated record. NCBI's taxonomy places the organism in Eukaryota, Metazoa, Chordata, Actinopteri, Cyprinodontiformes, Poeciliidae. Gene Ontology annotation, cellular component: intracellular membrane-bounded organelle; cytoplasm; membrane. Gene Ontology annotation, molecular function: ubiquitin protein ligase activity. Bases 288 to 1073 code for a protein of 261 amino acids. The transcript has 5 exons. Gene Ontology annotation, biological process: proteasome-mediated ubiquitin-dependent protein catabolic process; protein K48-linked ubiquitination.
CCAACAGGAAGUGAACGCGCUCUCAUUUCCGCUGCAGCAGCGUCAACGGUCACAUCAAAAAAUAAAAGGAAAAUGUGGACCGAAAGGACGGACUAAAAGCUGGGGAGAGAUCAUCCAGACCGACCCGCCAGCUGCUUCCUCUUCAGUAAGAAGUCGUUACCAAGCGGCUGCUUGUACUCGAGGCUUCGGUCGGGACAUUUAACGUGUUUUUAAGGGUCGUUUUGAGGUGAACGCGUCCCCUUGUUGUGUGCUGAAUUAGCCAGCGUUUAGCCAGCCCGCUGCUAGAGAUGGGGACGAGAGCGAGUCGCCUUCAAGACCCGCUUCCCUCUCCCUUCGGGAAAGAUGGCACUAAGCGGGAUUCCUAUCGCCGACCACGCUGUACCAGGCCCACCAGCCUCGUCGUCGACUUCUCGGUGAGCUUCGAGGAAACGGAGGCCAACAGGAGCCGAUCUGAGGAAGGGAGCGACUCGGACUUGGGGCUGCAUGGAGGGGCGAGCGCCGACGGCAGCCCCGCCGAUCACCGCAGCAUACCGUCCGGCAUUAGCCAGGCGUCUCCGGGUGACGACAACAACAGCGAGGGGAAACCCGAGGAGGACGGCGGGGUGAGCCCGGAGGCCCCCGCCGAAGCGGAACGCCAAGCCGGGGAGGAAACAGGCCGCACGCCACACCGCACUUUUUCCGAGAGGCUCCCCGGGAAUCGGCACUCUUCCGCCCGCAGCGUCGGGGCAAGGUCCGCCCGGGUUCGUGGCACACACCAGCGGCCGGUGUCGGAGGCUUGGAUCGGCCUUUACCGUGUUAACAACCGACAUGGCAGUAUUCGCUGCCCUUUCUGCUCGAAGCCUUUCCCAGGCGGUCGGAUCGAGGAUCACCUGCUGAGCUGCCUCACGUCUCCUCCGCUACCUUACAACACGGACGUGCUGAGCAAAGACAGCGGGGAGUGCUCGAUCUGUCUGGAGGAUCUGGUGCAGGGGGAGACCAUCGCCAGGCUGGCCUGCCUCUGCGUCUACCACAAAAGCUGCAUCGACUCCUGGUCCAAGGUGAAGCCCUGCUGCCCCGAGCAUCCCUUCGAUUGACUCGCAGGUCAGGCGCUUCCAGCCCAGCGACCAGAUCGACUCAGGAGACUACACCGAAUCCCAACAAAACCACAAUAAGAAUCAAGAAUUGAACGAGCAAAAUUCAUAUUUCCUUUUCCGAUGUAAAAGGUCAGCGGGAUCUUCCUCUAUCGAUUUAAACUCGACCUGCCAAACGCCGACGUAGAAACCAGCUGCUCCGUCUAAUAACAGAGAUGUCCGUCUGUGAGUGUGUGUGUGUGUGUGUGUGUGUGUGUGGACUUGUAUCACCGGGGGUCAUUUAAAUAUUAUCAUCUAAGAAAACCAGAUGGAGUUUCAGUGACCGGCGCCUCUCCUGCGUGUUUCUGUCUCUGAAUUUUAUCAAGUAUUUUUGCAAAAAACAAACAAAAACAAAGUAUUGUUACAAGUCCUACAUCCGAUGAAUGUUUCUUCUUCUUUGCUGCCCCCCCCCCCCCCAAAUUAACCAAAUAUUCAGCUGUUACGUGUAUUUCUGCUCUGAUGCGAUGAGGACCUGUUUGUGGUGGAAAGGGGGCUGCUGCUACUCUCUUUCUGUUUUUUGUUAUUAUUUUUCUUGCUUUCUGUUACCUUUAAACAUUUCAGGGGAAGUUUUGGGCCUUUGUGUUUUGUUUCUUUUAAAGUCGGCCAGUUUCGUCUCCUUGUUACCAUGGAGAUUGUUCAGGAAGAUAUGGACAGUAGCACCGCCUUGGCGCCAGCUGGAGCUCUUUCCUGUUAUGACGGUGAGCGACAGAGCAGUGGAUUUGUCCUGUUUGUUUGUAUAUACAUUAAAGUGUGUUUGUGUUUGUU